AUGUCAGAUCAGUCGAGAUUAGAGCUCAUCAAUGCAAAUCCAAUAGGAAAUGCAUUUGAUCCCUUUCGCGUCUUGUUUACCUCGACUUGCACGAGCAGAAAUCUCACGUCUACCGCAGACACACUCCAUCAGCUUGAUUCCAAAGACUCGGGUUCGCGUCAUUCAGCACCUAGGAGUACCACACUCCGCUCAGACCUUCGCUGGCUUAUUAAUGCCAUCAACUCGGAUAGCUUUGACUUUGACCGUAUCAAGCCACUUCUCGAGAUAGCAAUCUCCGAUAAUACUCAAGAUGCACAGAUCUGGGACUUUAUAUCUGCCGCAGCCGCCGAAUCCACCCCUUCUCCCCGACCGAUAGCAUCUUUCCUUCAACAAACCCCACUAAAACAAACUACGAGCAGUCUCGUGAACUCGUCAGAAUGCCGCAAGAAUAUAGAUCCAGUCCUUAAACUGGAACUUGAACGUUUACAAGUGGGACUUCCGAAUUUCCAUGAGUCCUUUUUUGGGGAUAUCCCAGAACUUAACGUGGUUUCUGAGGCGGUCUUUCGCAAGUGUACCGAAGGCAACAGUCCACUUUUCAAGGAGGGUUGGAGUGGAUGGCCAGCGGGCGCUAAAGAGAGCGACGUGCUGACUUGGAUUGGCGGCUUGAUCCCGCAGCUGGAAGCAUUUACAGACUACCGUAUUCCGACUCUAGCGAGACGAAGGCUGUUAGCCCAGCCACAGACACCAAUAGAAGGCUCUAUAGGCAAGCGUAAGAUGGAUAUCGGCUUUGUGGACAACGACGUUAUAUAUCAACCUCAUACUACGAAUUCAAGAUAUCACUGGGCACACGUCCUCGUUGUCGGCGAACUAAAAAGUAACCCAAAUGACGACACAGCAUCGGCUGCAUGGGCUGAUGUUGCAAGGUAUGCAAGAGAGGUGCUCGCUGCUCAAGAUACACGUCGCUUCGUCUUAGGAUUUACUCUAUGUGGGUCUCUUAUGAGGGUAUGGGAGUUUGACAGGCUUGGGGGGAUCGCCUCCGAACAAUUCGAUAUCAAUGACGAGGAAGGUGGGCUACAAUUUGUGGCCACAAUUCUAGGGUUUCUACGAAUGAACGAGGAGAUGCUUGGAUUUGAUCCUACUAUAAUAACAACCGGCGGCCAGAAAUAUAUUAAGAUCGAACGAAACGGCCAGAUAGAAUGUCUUAUUAUCGACGAGGUUAUACAGCGCGCACGAUGCAUUGCAGGCCGAGCGACAACGUGUUGGAAAGCUCAUCACAACGAUAAUCCACGUCAUCCACUUGUUAUUAAGGACUCGUGGCAGUACGUUGACCGGGACGAAGAGGGCGAACUGCUCCAGAAAGCAACUGAGAAAGGCGUUACUAACGUUGCCCGAUAUUACCACCAUGAGACUGUUCGUAUCCGCCGUAUAGAUGAUGAUAUUCAAAAUAAUGUCCGAAAAGGGCUAAACGUCACCAAAGCUACGAGUUCCGAGCCAAAACGAACAUCACUAUCGAACGUGGGCGGAACUAUGUCUAGAAUAUCACGCAAAGGGCGUAGUAGUAGUAGUUCGGGGGUGAAACGACUAUCAAGCGAAACGGACGCCGCUAUGCCUCCAAGCAAACGAUCCUGUUCAGCGUCCCUAAUAGAACCCAGCCUAGACGUAUCAUUAAAUCGGAUACAUCGACGCGUCAUUCUUCAAGACUAUGGGGAACCGAUCUACAAGGCAAGCUCCCACUCAGCCCUGCUUAAUGCGCUCGCGAGCUGCAUUGAAGGUCAUGAUUCCUUACGCAAGGCUGGCUUCCUCCACAGAGACAUCUCCAUCAAUAAUCUUAGGGUAAAUGAGGACCAGGCAAACCCUUCAUGGCCGGCUUUCUUGAUCGACCUUGACCUCGCCGUUAGGCUAGACCGGGAAGUCGCGUCAGGGGCUAAAGGGAAAACAGGCACGAGAGCGUUCAUGGCUAUAGGGGUGUUACUUGGUGAACAGCAUUCUUUUAUGCACGACCUUGAAUCGUUCUUCUGGGUACUGUUUUGGAUAUGUGUCCACUACAAUGGGCCUCAAAAGGAACGAGUUGUUGAAGAAUUUGACGCGUGGAACUAUGACAAUACAGAGCGGGUUGCCGGUUUGAAAAAAGGGAUUGUUGUCGAGGAGGAAGAUUUCCUUAGAACUGCGAAGGAAAACUUCACUGAAUAUUAUCAACCGUUGAUUAGAAGAGUCAAUCGAUUGAGACGGAAGGUAUUUCCACACGGACUGAGGUGGAAGACGCCGAAUUCCGAGUUGUAUCGUUGGAUGAGGGAUAUCCUUCACGAAGUUGAGGCAGACUAG
This is a messenger RNA of Metarhizium acridum CQMa 102, 2301 nucleotides long. The record is from RefSeq and is a predicted model, not a curated record. Lineage: Eukaryota; Fungi; Ascomycota; Sordariomycetes; Hypocreales; Clavicipitaceae.